AUGCGACAACUGCUUCUCUUCGUUUUCUCAGCGGUCCUACAGGUGACUGAUGCCGCAGCCAGUCCCUAUGUGAUGAAAUGGUCCGACCAGGCCUAUGGGCCCGAUGGCCCGUGGCAGGGCGUCGCGGUGGAGAUUGGCAGCAACAAGCAGCCAGUUGCGCUAUACCCCGGGGCUAAUUAUGCCAGUACAAUCCUGUUAGAUUCGAUCUGCUCCAACAAAACGACAUCAUCAACAUGCUAUGCCAGCCAGGCAGGCACCUACAACCAGACGGAAUCGAAGUCAGCGGUUGUCCUCAACCGCACCUCGUGGGAGACAGUCUACUGGUCGGUGGAAGGAAAAGGCAUCGAGGGUCGGAUUGGCGACCAGGUCAGCUUUGGCCCAUCGGUCCCGAAUGUCAGCUUCCAGGCAGUCUACGACACAUACGAGACCUAUCCCAAUGGCAAGGUGUAUCCGGUCCAGGUGGGCAGUCUGGCCCUGGGCGCCCCAUGGACGGCUGAUGAGGUUGACAACAAGACAACGUUCAACUGGAUCGCAUCAUGGCUCUACCGCUCUGGAGGAGACAAUGCUAUCCCAUCCUACUCGUAUAGCAUGCAUAUCGGGUCUGCGGGGACCAAAGUUCCAGGCUCUUUGGUUUUAGGUGGCUAUGACAAAAGCCGGGUCCUCGGGAAUGUGAGCGCGCAGUCCGUCAGUCUGAAUUCGGAUACGAGCGGCCAGCUGCAGAUCCGGAUGAAGGAUAUGGGCCUGGGCAUUGCUGGGGGGAGCACUCCACCUGGAUUUACCAGCCAAGAUGGAAUAUUUCAGCAAAGCAAUGGUGCUACCUUGCCGAAGACCGUUGUUAUCGACCCGACAAAGCCUUAUUUAUAUCUGCCCGAGGCCACCUGCGAUGCCAUCGCCAAUUCCCUCCCCGUUUCGUUCAACGACGGCCUGGGCCUGUACUUCUGGGAUACCACACACAGCAACUACGCUACCCUCAUGUCCUCCGCGCCAUACUUGUCCUUUACAUUUGAACAGGAUGGGGUAUCUAAUCAAAACAUCACCAUCAAGGUCCCCCUGGCGCAACUAGCGCUCACGCUGCAAGCGCCGCUCGUGGAGACCAACACCACGUACUUCCCUUGCUUUUAUUCCACGGAUACCCCGGUACUCGGUCGAGCGUUUCUCCAAUCUGCGUUCGUCGGGGUCAACUGGCAUGAAGGGAAGAAUACCGGAACUUGGUUUCUGGGGCAAGCGCCAGGCCCAGCCCUUUCCAAAGCCGAAAUCACCCCCAUCCAUGUCAGCUCCGAGACUCUCAGCGGAUCCAGCGGAUCAUGGGAGCAAACCUGGGCCCAGUACUGGCAUUUGGACACCAGUUCUUCCGGUGACAAGAGCAACACAAACGCCGGCCUUUCGACUGGGGCCAAGGCGGGCGUCGGGGUUGGAGUCAGCGUUGCUGGCCUGAUCAUCAUUGCUGCUGCUGUAUGGCUUUGGAUGCGUCGCGCCAAACGUCACCCCAAACCAGCCCCAGGGACCGGGCCGGCUGAACUACCCACACUGGCUAGGGAGGGGUUGCCACAGGAAAUCGGUGCAAGAGAUGUGUACAAGCCGCAAGGAUUGUUGGGUUCAGACAAAGCGGCGCGAGAAUUAGAGACGAAACAUCAUCCAGCACAUGAACCGGCGGAACAAGUUGAGCCACCACGCUAUGAACUGGGUUGA
This is a messenger RNA of Penicillium alfredii, 1689 nucleotides long. Its product is annotated as aspartic-type endopeptidase. The transcript has a single exon. The record is from RefSeq and is a predicted model, not a curated record. The coding region runs from base 1 to 1689 and encodes 562 amino acids. Lineage: Eukaryota; Fungi; Ascomycota; Eurotiomycetes; Eurotiales; Aspergillaceae.